Jatropha curcas is the source of this 2312-nucleotide messenger RNA. RefSeq names its product leo1-like family protein (gene VIP4). Gene Ontology annotation, biological process: transcription elongation by RNA polymerase II; positive regulation of transcription elongation by RNA polymerase II. Gene Ontology annotation, cellular component: nucleus; Cdc73/Paf1 complex. Gene Ontology annotation, molecular function: RNA polymerase II C-terminal domain phosphoserine binding. The record is from RefSeq and is a predicted model, not a curated record. Lineage: Eukaryota; Viridiplantae; Streptophyta; Magnoliopsida; Malpighiales; Euphorbiaceae.
CCACAUAUGGGGGACCCAGCCACCCUCGACAACAAGCACCGUUUGGGCUCAAAGCACCGAAAGCAAAAUAAAAGCAGUAGAUCCGAUUUAGACCAUAACCCUCCCGUCGGGAAAUCACCGUCGAAGACAGGAGCCUCAAAAGUUCUCGCAAUACUUCUACCAGUCGGAGGAAGAGACAGAUAGAGAUAGAGAUGGGGGAGGAGAAGAGGCACCAGAUGAUGCAGAACCUGUUCGGCGAUCAGUCUGAGGAGGAAGAGGAGAUAGAUUCCGAGCACGAAUCGAAUCCCCAGCCUAAUUACGCUUCUGAUGAAGCUGAAGGAGGGCUUAGGAAUGAGGGCGAAGGCGAAGUUGAAGGUGAAGAUGAAGUAGAAGGGCACGAAGAUGUGGAAGUAGAGAGUGAAGGUGAAAUGCGUGAGGUAGAACCUGAUCCAGGAGAAAGUGAGGGUGAAAGAGAACCAAGUUCUGAAGAAGUGGAUGUUGGUGAUGAGAGGGAAGUAAGUGAAGCAAAAGAUGCUGAUAGCGAUGAGAAAGAAGAAUAUGGUCAUAGAGUGGUAGCAAGCCGGAGACGCGACAUAAUUGAAAGUGGGUCAGACAGAUCUGAGGAACAACAUUAUUCUGAUCAUGAGGACGAGGAGGUUGAUCAGGCCAGAAGCCCAAGUAAAUCACCUGAUGGAGAGAAGGAUCACAAUCACAUUUCACAGUCAGCUGCUGAGAUUCGUGAUGUAUUUGGUGACUCUGAUGACGAGGAAGAGCCAGGGUAUGCUGUUAGGCAUGAAAUUGAACAAGAUUCACAUAGAUCUCCAAUGGAAGAGGAAGGGAGCUAUGAAAAGGAUUUGAGACCAGAUGAUAUGCUGAUUGAUGAAGAUGCUCGAUAUGAGUCAGAAGAGGACAACAUUGAGGUUAAAGCUAAAGAGAAGCCAGUUGGCCCCCCAUUAGAGCUAGAGAUUCCAUUUAAACAUCCUCCGGCUGAUCCAACUAAGAUGAAUAUGAUCAAGGUUUCCAAUAUAAUGGGCAUUGACCAUGAUGAAUUUGAUCCUAAGACGUAUGUGGAAGAAAAAACGUUUGUGACGGAUGAAUCUGGAACUCCAAAACGUAUACGCUUGGAAAACAAUAUUGUAAGGUGGAGGACUGUUAGAAAACCCGAUGGCACUAGAUCUAUUGAAAGCAAUGCACGCUUUGUGAGGUGGUCAGAUGGCAGUUUACAGCUAUUAAUUGGGAAUGAAGUUCUUGAUAUAUCGGUGCAAGAUGAUCAGCACGAUCAAACACAUCUUUUUCUGAGACAUGACAAGUCACUUCUUCAAUCACAAGGAAGAAUAUUAAGGAAGAUGAGAUUUAUGCCAUCAUCAUUGUCAUCAAAUUCCCAUAGGCUGCUGACUGCUCUUGUUGACUCACGGCAUAGAAAGGUCUAUAAAGUUAAGAACUGCGUCACUGACAUUGAUCCAGAGAGAGAAAAAGAGGAAAAAGAAAGGGCUGAAAGUCAAACAAUUAGAGCAAAUGUACUUCUUAAUCGAAAGAGGGAGAAGGUUAGCCGGAAGUAUACACAAACUGUAGAGCGGAGGCGUCAGCUUUCACCUGGAUUUUUGGAGGGUGCCCUUGAUGAGGAUGAUGAACCAGAUUAUUUUGACUCUCGUCGUUCUCGCCGUCGCUUUGAGGAAGAUCUGGAAGUGGAAGCUCGAGCAGAGAAGCGCAUAAUGAAUGCUAAGAAGGGACACAAAGAUAUUGUACGUAAAUCAUCUUUGCCCACUGUUAAAUCAUCAAAGCGCCCUGUGAAUUUCUCUGACAGUGAGAGAGAAGAGUCUGAAUAUGAAAGUGAAGGGGAGGAAGAUGAGAGGUCUCCUCCUCGAAAAAGGGUCGAGGAGCCAGAGGAGGAAUAUGAAGAAGACGAAGAGGAAGAAGAACGUUAUGAAGAAGAAGCAGAAGUUGGAGCAUCAGAGGAGGAAGAGGAGGCUGAGGAGCCAAAGCAAAAGAGUAAGGAGUUUGGAGGCAGUCGCAAGCGGACAGGGAUUGAAUCAGAUGAGGAAUCCCCCCCAAGAAAGACUUCAACCCACCGGCGAAUGGCAGUUGUUUAUGAUAGUGAUGAGGACUGAAAACUUCCCGGGGUUGAAAUAUGGUAUAUAUUUUAUAUCUCCUUCCACAAUAAUUGUUUAUAAUGUUUGAUAUAUUCUUUUUUUCGGCAACGACAUUUUCAAUGUUAGUUCAUGGAUAUGUGAAAGUAGAAACAUAAAAUAUAUCAGGCAUUUGUUUCCCUAUGUAGUAGAAUGUCCUUGUCUAUCUAUUUUCUAUUGCUAAAUCUCAAUAUUUGGAUUUUAAUC